Molecule: messenger RNA, 852 nt
Organism: Ilex paraguariensis (yerba mate)
Lineage: Eukaryota; Viridiplantae; Streptophyta; Magnoliopsida; Aquifoliales; Aquifoliaceae
Source: the annotation of a GenBank genome assembly
AUGGUGAAGAGUUCAGAAAGAGAAAUGAAGUAUAAGUUUGGGUCUGAGAUACUCCUGACUUAUUUCCCUGCUUAUACCCAGUUGCCUUUAGCGUUGUCUCAGCUAAGUUCACGAGUUGGGUUGUUGGGAAUUGUUGAUUUUAAUGAACAGAUUGCAAGAAUGUGUCCCUACUUGCCAAGAGGUGUCGGUGGAGGAUAUUACUUGACAUGCAUGCAACCAAAAUGCAGUGGUUUCGUUGGAACUAAUUGCACAAGAGCGCAGAAGGUGAUCUCUAAGGUUUCAAUGGACAAGCUUCUUAAGCCGUACGAUAAGGAAUACAUGAAGAUGGCCAUGUUACAGCACGAAGAAACGUUCAGAGAGCAGGUGUACGAACUUCAUCGUCUAUAUCGAAUCCAGAAAAUGCUUAUGAAAAACAUUGCGACGAUUGAUUAUCAUCAUGAUAGGCAUCAAAAGCCUCAACAGAUUAAGCUUGACUUGGAACUGCCUGCUGAUCAUGAAGAUGUGGAAUCAGACGGUGAUGGAUUGUUAGAGAUGGAAGAUGAAAGUGACAUCCAGCUAACAUUGGGCCCCACGAGUUACAAUCGAAGGAAUAGGAAAACUGAUGAGACACCAUUAAAUUCAGAUUCUGGGCUCAGUUUUUCUUCUUCAUCAUCUGGAUCCAAUUAUAUAAAGAGGACAAGUUUAGGGACACAUCAAAGGAGAGAGACAAAUACAAUCAGAGAAGAAGAAUCAUUUAGACACAAAUGGGGGAAGGGAAGAAAAAACGGUUCUGAUGUUGAAGAGCAACUUGGACAAGAUAGAGUAAAUCAACAUCCUUGGAUUUUCCAAGUUUUUAGUUUGAAAAUGACAUAG